AUGUCAACUUUCAGAUUUCUUGAUGAUGAUCACACAAUGAUAUCUUCCUAUAUUAAACAAUUUCAAAAGUAUAUAGUAAAUAUAUUAGAUAGAUAUAUGUUUUAUGGAAUUGAUCCAAUAUUAACCUAUUCAAUAGUAAAUAGUAGUGAAUAUUAUAAUCGGAAUAUUGUUGUGAUGACAGAUCAAUUAUCUUCAUCAUCUUCAUCAAGUACAGGAAGUAGUGGUGAAUUAUUAAUGGAAAGAGUGAUCAAUCAAUAUGAUAUUUAUCAUCAACUUUCUAAUAAUAACAAUUCGAAUAAUAAUAAUAAUAAUAAUAUUAUAAUAACAUCAUCUAAUAGUACACUUCAACAACAAAUAGGUUCAAAUGCAGCUAUCAAAAUACCCACCACUAAUAAUUCUAACAACAAGUCUUCUAAGAAAUCAAAACACUCAUCACUUCAAUCCAAUACAUCUUCCAAUGAUCAACAACAACAACAACAAGAAAUGAUUAUAAUAUUUACAUUAAACUUGAAUGGAUUUAUAUUUAGUGAAACUUCACCAUUCAGUGUACAUUUAUUAGAUAAUUUUACAAUGUUAUUCAAUCCAUCAUCUUCAUCUUCUAAUCAAUCAUCAAUUCCAUCAUUCAAACCUUCAUCAUCAUUUGCUAAUAGAUUUUCAUCCAAUUCUUCUUCAUCCAAUAAUAAUAAUAAUAAUAGAAAUUCAUCAUCUAAUUCAUCAUCCAAUAAUAAUAAUAAUAAUACUUCUAAUACAUGGAAACAAUCAAUGAAAUUAACGAGUACAAGUAGUAGUGAAUAUCCACUAUUUGAUCCAUCACCAGUAUCAGCAUCCUCUUCCUAUAAUAAUAAUACUAAUACUAAUAAUACUAAUAAUACUAAUAGAAUUGGAUCAUCCCAUUAUAGUAAUUCCAAUUCAUCAUCUAAUUCAUCAUCCAAUAAUCGUAAUAGUAAUAAUAGUAGUAAUAGUAGUGGUAAUAAUAGUAAUGGUAAUGGUAAUAGUGGUGGUAAUAGUAGUGGAAGUAGUUUAUUUAAAAGUAAUUGUAGUGAUUUAGAUGUACAUUUAGAUAUAUUUCCAAAUCAAUUUAAUAGACUAGAUAUAGUAACUUCUAAUAAUGGAAAUAAAAAACAAGAAUAUUCAAUUCAACAUUGGAAAGAUCAAGUAUUUAGAGGAUAUACAUUUAAUUCAAUGAAAUUAUAUGAAAGAAAUGAACAUGUUUUAUUCGAUUCUAUUAGAAUUUGUAAUUUACCAAUUUUGAAAUUAAUUAUUGAAAAAUUUGAAAAUUGUUUUGAAGGAAAUGAAAAAUUAAUUAAUUUUGUAAAUCAUGAAAAUAGAAAUGGAAUUACACCAUUACAUUUAUUACAUAUUAUUUAUGGUAAAAUUUUAAAUUCAUGUAAAGAUUUAAUUUCACAUUUAGAAGAAAAAGGAGCAAAUUUAAAUAUUUAUUUAAUUUCCAAUUAUGGAAAUGAACAAAAAUUAAUUUCAACUAUUGAAAAUUUAGAUAUGAAUAUUUGGAUACAUAUACUAAGUUAUAGAGCUUUUUCAAUGAGAAGUAUUAAUUCUCUAUGUCAAAUAGAAUAUAAGCAGAAAAAUAUCAAGUCUUGA
This is a messenger RNA of Naegleria gruberi, 1599 nucleotides long. RefSeq lists its product as uncharacterized. Lineage: Eukaryota; Heterolobosea; Eutetramitea; Acrasida; Naegleriidae. The record is from RefSeq and is a predicted model, not a curated record. Bases 1 to 1599 code for a protein of 532 amino acids. The transcript has 3 exons.